This is a messenger RNA of Dioscorea cayenensis subsp. rotundata (Guinea yam), 597 nucleotides long. Its product is annotated as biogenesis of lysosome-related organelles complex 1 subunit 1. Gene Ontology annotation, cellular component: BLOC-1 complex. The transcript is spliced from 3 exons. Lineage: Eukaryota; Viridiplantae; Streptophyta; Magnoliopsida; Dioscoreales; Dioscoreaceae. The record is from RefSeq and is a predicted model, not a curated record. Gene Ontology annotation, biological process: endosomal transport. The coding region runs from base 58 to 456 and encodes 132 amino acids.
AGCCCACACAAAACAUCUUCUAGAAUUGAGCUCUCUCUUGAGCUCUCGCCGCCGGCGAUGGAGGGAACGAGAAAGCCGGAAACGGAGGACCUUGAGGCCUCUCUCCUUCGCAUCGUCCACGAGCACCAGCAAGAAUCGCUCCAAAUCCGAGAGCAAGCAGAGAGAGCGAAGAAGGAUUCCUUGAGAAAUGCAGUGGUUGUGGCUGAGCUUCUCGUUGAUGCUGUCAAUGGCGGUGUUGAAGGCUUGUUCGUCAAUGAGAAGCGUAUUGAGUUUGAGAUCCGGGCGUUGGUGAUCACCAUCUUGCGCUAUAAAAAACAAACGGAUGCUUGGCUUGCUGCUUCUCAUGCUUUGAAUUCUGUUCUAAAGGAGAUUGGAGACUUUGAGAACUGGAUGAAGAUCAUGGAUUAUGAUUGUAAAAGCAUUAACGCUGCAAUUCGAAAUAUUCAUCGUUCCUGAAUGCAUCCAUCUGGUGAUAAAUUAUUUCUACUUCUCUUUGUUUCGAUCUUUUGGAAAGUCAAUUGUGGACUACUCUGUCUGAUGUAUGUUUUAUUGCACUGCUUUCAGAAGUAAAAUUUCUGUAGUUUCUGCUUGUUCUUA